CGGGGUGAGGCGUUCCUGGGAGGGGAGUCUUGCUCGAGCAAAGUGGUUCGGGGAGUGUUCGUUUCUUGUGCCUCACAAAUUAGAAAGCGGAGGUAUUUUGAACCGAUCUUUUGGCGAAAAGCAUCGCCUUCUUCCCCUUAACUUUGGGUACACUUUGAUCUCGGUUCUGCUAGAGUUGCAACGAUGCCUGUGUUUCACACGAAGACGAUAGAAAGUAUCCUGGAGCCCGUGGCUCAACAAAUUUCCCAUCUGGUUAUUAUGCACGAAGAGGGUGAAGUGGAUGGGAAAGCCAUUCCUGACCUUACGGGCCCGGUUGCUGCUGUGCAGGCAGCUGUCAGUAAUUUAGUGAGGGUUGGGAAAGAGACUGUACAGACUACUGAAGACCAGGUUAUGAAGAGGGAUAUGCCACCAGCCUUCAUUAAGGUUGAAAAUGCCUGUACUAAAUUGAUCCAGGCUGCACAGAUGCUGAAAGACAAUCCAUACGCUGUACCUGCACGUGAUUACCUCAUUGAUGGUUCCAGAGGUAUUCUUUCUGGAACUUCAGACCUGCUCUUGACAUUUGAUGAAGCAGAGGUCCGUAAAAUUAUUCGUGUAUGCAAAGGUAUUUUGGAAUAUCUCACGGUUGCUGAAGUGGUAGAAACAAUGGAGGAUUUGGUGACCUACACCAAAAACUUGGGACCAGGAAUGACUAAAAUGGCUAAAAUGAUUGAUGAAAGACAACAGGAACUAACUCAUCAAGAGCACAGGGUAAUGCUGGUGAAUUCUAUGAACACUGUGAAAGAACUUCUUCCUGUACUCAUUUCAGCUAUAAAGAUUUUUGUGACUACAAAACAAUUCAAAAGCCAAGGAGUGGAAGAAGCUUUAAAGAACCGUAACUUCACUGUGGAGAAGAUGAGUACUGAAAUCAAUGAGAUAAUUCGUGUGUUGCAACUAACAUCUUGGGAUGAAGAUGCUUGGGCUAGUAAGGAUACUGAGACCAUGAGAAGAGCUCUAGCUAUGAUUGACUCAAAGAUAAACCAGGCUAAAAACUGGCUAAGAGAUCCUAAUGCACCUCCAGGUGAUGCUGGAGAGCAGGCCAUCAAACAAAUAUUGGAUGAAGCUGGCAAGGUUGGAGAAUUGUGUGCAGGCAACGAACGGAGAGAGAUUCUGGGCACCACCAGGGCUUUAGGUCAGAUGACUGAUCAAGUAUCUGAACUCCGAGCCAGAGGUCAAGGUGCGACACCUAUUGCCAUGCAGAAAUCACAGCAAGUAUCCCAAGGGUUGGACAUGUUAACAGCAAAAGUGGAAAAUGCUGCCAGGAAACUGGAAGCCAUGACAAACUCAAAGCAGGCCAUUGCUAAGAAAAUUGAUGCUGCUCAGAGCUGGCUGGCUGAUCCACAUGGAGGUCCUGAAGGAGAAGAUCAUGUUCGUGGUAUUUUAAAAGAAGCGAAGAAAAUUGCAGGUCUUUGUGAAGAUCCAAAAGAACGUGAUGACAUAUUGCGUUCGAUUAAUGAAAUAGGAGCACUGACUGCAAAGCUGUCUGACUUGAGAAGGCAAGGCAAAGGUGAUACCCCAGAAGCCCGUGCUUUGUCUAAGCAAAUUGCAACAACCCUGCAGAAUUUACAGACUAAAACAAAUCGAGCAGUGGCCAAUAGUCGGCCAGUGAAAGCAGCAGUUAAUCUGGAAGGUAAAAUUGAGCAAGCCCAGCGCUGGAUUGAUAAUCCUACAGUUGAUGACCGUGGCGUGGGCCAGGCAGCUAUCCGUGGACUUGUCGCCGAAGGCCGUCGACUGGCCAAUGCAUUGAUAGGACCUUAUCGCCAGGAACUGACUGGAAAGUGUGACCGAGUAGAACUCCUGGCUGGACAACUUGCAGAUCUGGCAGCUCGAGGUGAAGGGGACAGUCCUCAAGCCAGAGCAAUUGCUGCACAACUGCAGGAUGCACUAAAGGACUUAAAAGGCAAAAUGCAGGAAGUCAUGACCCAAGAAGUAUCUGAUGUUUUCAGUGAUACAACCACUCCAAUUAAAUUGCUUGCUGUGGCAGCCACAUCUCCACAAGAUGCACCAAAUAGAGAAGAGGUAAUUGGAGAAAGGGCAGGUUAUUUUGAGAAUCAUGCUGCAAAACUGGGUGCUACAGCAGAGAAGGCUGCUGCUGUUGGAGCUGCAAACAAAAGUACUGUGGAAGGUAUACAGACAGCCGUGAAAUCUGCUCGAGAGUUAACGCCACAGGUGGUUUCAGCUGCUCGUAUCUUGUUGAGAAAUCCUGAUAAUCAGGCUGCCUAUGAACAUUUUGAAACCAUGAAGAACCAGUGGAUUGAUAACAUUGAAAAAAUGACUGGUUUAGUUGAUGAAGCUAUCGAUACCAGGUCCUUAUUGGAUGCCUCUGAGGAAGCCAUUAAGAAAGAUAUAGACAAAUGCAAGGUAGCAAUGGCCAAUGUACAGCCUCAGAUGCUGGUUGCUGGAGCAACGAGUAUUGCUCGUCGGGCAAACAGAAUUCUUUUGGUUGCUAAAAGGGAAGUUGAAAACUCAGAAGAUCCAAAAUUUCGUGAAUCAGUGAAGGCAGCAUCUGAUGAACUAAGCAAAACAAUCUCGCCCAUGGUAAUGGAUGCGAAAGCUGUAGCGGGAAACAUUUCAGAUCCUGGUCUGCAGAAGAGCUUCUUGGAUUCAGGAUAUCGAAUUCUAGGUGCUGUAGCUACAGUUCGAGAAGCUUUCCAGCCUCAGGAGCCAGACUUCCCUCCUCCACCGCCUGAUCUUGAUCAGCUUCAGCUGAAUGACGAACCUGCUCCUCCUAAACCACCACUUCCUGAGGGUCAGGUUCCACCACCACGGCCCCCACCUCCAGAGGAAAAAGAUGAGGAAUUCCCUGAAAUGAAAGCAGGAGAAGUAGUGAAUCAACCUAUGAUGGAGUCUGCUCGGCAGUUGCAUGAUGAAGCCAGGAAGUGGUCGAGCAAGGGUAAUGACAUCAUUGGUGCUGCUAAGAGGAUGGCCUUGUUGAUGGCAGAAAUGUCUCGACUGGUGCGUGGUGGCAGUGGAAACAAACGAGCUCUUAUUCACUGUGCUAAGGACAUAGCCAAAGCAUCUGAUGAAGUGACACGACUGGCAAAAGAGGUUGCCAAGCAGUGCACUGAUAAGCGAAUCAGAACUAAUCUCCUACAGGUGUGUGAACGUAUUCCAACUAUCAGCACACAGCUUAAAAUUCUCUCCACUGUGAAAGCUACAAUGUUGGGGAGGACCAACAUUAGUGAGGAAGAAUCUGAGCAGGCUACAGAAAUGUUGGUUCACAAUGCUCAAAAUCUGAUGCAGUCUGUUAAGGAAACUGUACGGGAAGCAGAGGCUGCUUCCAUCAAGAUCAGAACGGAUGCAGGCUUCACUCUCCGUUGGGUUCGGAAAACUCCGUGGUAUCAGUAAAUUGACAAGUUUGCCUGGUCCUGUCCAUUUUGGAAAGAGUGACGGAAAUAAUAGCUUUUGAUAAGUAAAAUGUUCUACAUCUGGUGCACUGGAAGCGUAAAAUGAAACAGAGUGGCUUUGUGGUUUUAGUGUUGAUGUAAUGUUUCUAAUCGCAGCGUUCAAUGACACAUAAUCUUUGCUAAUUAUUAACACAGUAUUUGUCUUGCAUGUAUGACACUUCUAUUGGAAUUAUGAAAAUGUCAAGAUUUUUUUUACACUUCUGCUUUACAGCUUUCCAAAAAUCACUAAAAAUGCAUAUUUGUUCAAUAUUUGUUACCAAUUUUCCCUGCUGGUCUAUACAUCAUAUUUUGCAUGAUUUAGGAGAUAAGUGAGAGCUUCUCCAUCUCCUGCCAUUCAAAUGUUAAGUACUGGUGGAGUCUUAAUGAUCAAAGUAUGAUCUGACUUAUAAACCAGUAAAAUGUGACAUCAUAAGUGAUUUAUUUUGCUUAAAUGGAUGCUUAAGUUAUUUUGGGGUGAACUUGUAUAAUUUGCCCAGUGGCCAUACGUUUGAUCCAUCUUAUACCUGAAGUUUGGUUCAACGCGAUUAUACAGACACUUUAGUAUAUUUGCUGUGGGUAGGCUUGGAUUGCUGUACAGCUGCAGAGUUAUUACAUUUGUAUAUGUCCUGUUCCUGAUUUUUUGGAUCUCUGAACAUGAACAGUUAUUAAGCCAAAGACCGUGCAUGGUAAGUUCCUUUAUGGAAGGAGUUGUUUUGAGAGAAAUAAACUUUUAAUUACAGAGCAUCAAAGAGAAUGCCAAACGUAUUUCUGGUGAGUUCUAACUAUUGGGACUUAAUGAAAUUGUGAAAAGCACAAUUUAAUGUUUAUAUUUGACAAACAUAAAGAAUUUAUGUUUGUCAGAUAUAAACACAAAAUUGUGCUUGAAUCAUGGUACCUGCACUGCCUAGAAGAAUUAGUGUGACUUAUAAGGUGGGACUUUAUCACAAAGUAUUCGCAACCAGAGUACAUUACUUCAACUGAAAAAUACACCAUCAUGAGUUCAGUUAAAUUCUGGACUAAAUACAUUGUGGUAUAUAGAAGAUUUAUUGACGACUUAAGAUAUUUUGCUGGAAUGGUUUAGUCAAUCAGUGAGAAUAUGUCAGAAUUUUUCCAGAGGUAAUGUUUAAUGAGGGUACGUCUGGGCAUAAAACACUUCACAAAAUGCUGUGAUGUUGGCUAAAUUCUUGCAAAGAUGAGAAGGUGAUACGCCCUUGUAAGCCAAGAUGGUGGUUAAUAUUUUUGAAAUUAUUAAGUCAUUUCUUGAACUUUAAGUACAAGAACUUGCACAGUCUGGAUAUUUUAAUCCAAAGCAUAUUUAUAUACAAUUGGUUCACAAUAUAUCAAUUUUACAUUUAAUCCAUAUGUUUAAAGGGAUCUGAAUGAAGCAGUUUUUGAAAGUCUAUUAUUGUAUACAGUAAAAUAUUCAGUGUUUUACUGCUCAGUUGAAAAAUAGGUAUUAUUUCCAUACUGCAAGUUGUUAAAAUACAGCAAUAUUUAAAAUCCCCAAGUUGUUUCUAACAUACGUAGGUGAUUUUCAGCAUUCACAUCCAAAUGCAGCAGUUUGUUCAAAUCUUACAUUUUCCACAAAGAAUCUUUGCGGACUUUUUUUUGAAAAAAAAUAUAUAUUAAAGUUGAAAAUGCUAUUCAAAUUAUUGGGGUUGAAGAUCACAGAUAAUUUAAAGAAAUAUUAUUGUUGGUGAUAUUUAGACUUACUUUCUUGUAUAUUUGUGCUUGCUUAUCUUUACUAAUCUGUUCAAUUACUUCCAUAAUUGUCUCUUCAUGCAAAGUCGUGGCCUUAAUUUUCCAUACACUUCCUUAAGAAUUAAUUGCAAAAGGGAUGAGAAGUGAAACUUGUUCCUUUGGUUGCAAUUCUUAAAGGGUCAGUGAUUAUUUUCCUGCAAGAUGAGGUCUUGACAGGAUGCCAAAUAGUACACUAAUACUGCAACUGGAUUACAAUAAUAUUUAAUUAUAAUCCUGAAUAUCAAUUCUACAAAAUGCAUGAUAAUUAUUUGUUUCAGUUUGAAAGCUGUAGCCACUUGUUUUUUCCCGAAGCUGCGCACUCUUGGCUGUCUUCAGUAUUUUAAUCAUAUGGAAUAGUUUCUUUAGAUUUAAGAAAAGAGUAAAAUAAAUCUUGGAAUUAUCGCUAGCCCUAAUUUCUCUCCAGCAUAAUAUCAGUUGUCAAUGAUGGAAAUCAUUUCAUCUCAUGUUAGCCAUUCAUAUUCAAGAAUCAAUGAUAUAAUGAAGUGUGCUUUAUCUAAUCUGUAAUCUUAUCUUUUUACAGCAGAUAUUAAUGCAUGAAAUUAUAGCAACUUUGUAAAUAUAAAGAUUUACAUCAAGAGAAAUUAAACCUUAAUUACUUUCCUUAAAUUGUAUUCUCUCUCUCUCUCUCUCUCUCUCUCUCUCUCGGAAUAUUUAUUCCUGUUUAUUCUGUAACUUGGGUUACCCAAGUGUAAUUACACUAAUUACCUUCACAUUCACCAUUAAUCUUUAUGUGCAUUCAUUUAAAAUACAUGUACUGCAUACAUGUCACACAAGAAACUACAUAUCCCUAAAUGCUGGAUUUAGUUUUGGAACUUGGAUUAUGCUCAGGUACCCAACUCAUGGUUUUAGUGCAAGAUCAGGUUGUGUCAUUGGGUUAUGCUCUUCAACCUUUUAAAUUUCUUGAAUACGGUCAUGUAGAUGGAACAUAUUUUUCUUUUACAAAUAGCAACUCAUGCUUGGUGUUACAGCCAGAUAUGACAUUGGUCCACAAAAAUUUUAAUAGUGUAAAAUUAAAUCACCUCUUGCAUCAGAAAUCUAAAACUACUUUGGCUAUGAAUAUAAAACAUAGAAUGCUUAAUCUGAUUUUGUUAAUUCUCUUAAGACAUUUUUACUGUAUUCAAUGCAAAAUGAACAAUGCGGCAAAACAUUGGCUUUACCAGGAUUUGUAACUUGUCUAAAUUUUACUUAUUAGCUACAUUAAGUGCCUGCAGUUUUAAAUAAAGUAUUUUUAAACAUUU
Molecule: messenger RNA, 6421 nt
Organism: Pristis pectinata (smalltooth sawfish)
Lineage: Eukaryota; Metazoa; Chordata; Chondrichthyes; Rhinopristiformes; Pristidae
Product: vinculin-like
Biological process (GO): cell adhesion
Cellular component (GO): actin cytoskeleton
Molecular function (GO): actin filament binding; structural molecule activity
Source: RefSeq, a predicted model, not a curated record